AUGUCAGAGCAUCUGCUGGCCAAGGCUGGGGCUGCCGGGACACUAGAAGACAUCUGUCACGAUUAUCAGUCUUCACUGGAAGACCUGACUUUCAAUAGCAAACCGCACAUCAAUAUGCUGACCAUUGUAGCUGAGGAGAACCUGCCCUUCGCCAAGGAAAUCGUCUCUGUCAUUGAGGCCCAAACGGCCAAGGCUCCUUCCUCAGAGAAACUUCCUCUUAUGUACCUUAUGGAUUCUAUUGUGAAAAACAUUGGAAAAGAGUAUGUCACUGCCUUUACUAAAAAUCUAGUUGCAACAUUUACUUGUGUGUUUGAAAAGGUGGAUGGAAAUACAAGAAAAAGAUUAUUUGAAUUACGUUCCACAUGGGAUAAAAUAUUCCCCUUGAAGAAACUUUAUGCCUUGGAUGUCAGAGUCAAUUCAAUAGAUCCUGCAGAUGGCCCAGCCAAGAUGAUUUUUGAAGGACCUAACAAAUUAAGCCCUAGAAUUGAUGGACCUCCUACACCGGGUUCUGUUCGGUUUGAUGUGUCACCAGGACAAAUGGGGGGAGGAGGCCCUAUGAGAUUAGAAGCACCACAUGGUCAGUUAGGAGGUGGAUGCCCUUUGAGAUUUGAAGUUUCUCGAGGACCAGUAGCAACACCUCUGUGGUUUGAAAAGACAAUUGUUCGAGGAGAUGGAGGAGGCAGCAGUGGCAGCGGCAGUUUUCGAUUUGAAAGUUUACCUAGUGUCAGUUUUAAGAGAUCCACAGGUGAUUCGGGAUUUGAAGGAUUUGGGGGUAAGUCUUUGGGUGAUCUGAGGUCUGAAGGCCCUCAUGGACAGCCUGUGGGUAGUCUUAGAUUUGAUAAUCCUCGAUGUCAGCCUGUAGGUAGACUUAGAUUUGAGGGGGGUCAUGGUCCAUCAGGGGCAGCAAUUAGGUUUGAUGGUCCUGAUGGUGAGCCAGAUGGUACUAUCAGAUUUGAGGGCCCUUUGCUACAGCAAGGAGAUGUAAUGAAGUUUGAGGGUCCCCAAUGUCAGUCUGUAGCUGGUCUGAGAUUGGAAGGACAUAAUCAACUAGGUGGGAACGAUAUGUCUGAGGGACCACAUGGCCGACCAGGGCUUGGGAUCAGGUUUGAAGGACCUUUAGUAAAACAGGGAGGAGGAAUGAGGUUUGAGGGUCCUGUACCAGGAGGUGGCCUGAGAAUUGAAUCACCUCUGGGUCAAGGUGGUCCCCGAUUUGAAGGUUGUCACUCUCUAAGGUUUGAUGGACAGCCAGGUCAGCCAUCACUUUUGCCAACAUUUGAUGGAACACACAGCCAGCCAGGUCCUAGAUUUGAAAGAACUGUUCAGCCAGGUCCACAGAGAUUUGCUGGGCCACCUGGACAGCAGGUUCAACUGAGAUUUGAGAGUGUACCUCAAAGAUUUCAUGGGCCACAACAGGAGCAAGCAUCAAGACCUGACAUUUUUAUUGCUCUGCAAGGUACCCAACAAGACAAUCAUCGUUCACAAAGGCUUGAAUCUUUCAAUCAGACUGUCCCAUAUAAUGACCCACUUGGCAAAGCUUUAAAUGUUCCAUCUCAAGGACUACAGUUCCAAAGACAUGCACAAAUAUUUGAUACACCUGAAGGACCAAAUUUUAAUGGACCUCAUGGCUCUAGAAACCAGAAUUUCCCAAAUGCUCUUAACAGAGCUUCAGGACACUAUUUUGAUGAAAGGAAUCUUCAGAGUUCUCAGUUGGGAAACUUGGGCAAUUUACUUAGUCCAAUGUCAGGAGGAGAUAUUCAGACAUCUCAACAGGUUCUGAUAGGUAUUCCUCAGCCGGUAGCUUUUGGACAAGGACAACAAUUAUUACCAGUUCAUGCACAGAAUGCUGGAACUUUUAUUCAAAAUCCUUCAGGAGGUCUUCCUAAGGCAUAUCCUGAUCAUCUCAGUGAGGUGGAUGUAAAUGAAUUGUUUACAAAACUGCUAAAAACGGGAAUUCUCAAAUUGUCACAGCCUGAUACAGCUAUAACACAGGUAAAUGAGGCUGAUACUCAGCCUCCCCCUGAAGAGGCGAAGGAUCAGAAUGAAGAUCAAGAUAUUCCAGAUCUCACUAAUUUUAAAACUGAUGAAUUGAAACAACGUUAUGACAGUGUCAUACACCGGCUGUACACUGGGGUUCAAUGUUCUUCUUGUGGAACCAGGUUUCCGACAUCCCAGAGAGAUGUCUAUGCAGAUCACUUAGACUGGCAUUAUCGGCAAAAUAGAACUGAGAAAGAUGUUAGCAGAAAAAUCACUCAUAGGCAUUGGUACUACAGUUUAACAGACUGGAUAGAAUUUGAAGAAAUAGAUGAUCUGGAAGAACGUGGAAAAAGCCAUUUUUUUGAACAGGUUCAUCAAGAGAUUGUCCUCAAAACUCAGGAGGCUGCUAAAGAAAAGGAGUUCCAAAGUGUUCUUGCUGGACCAGCUGGAGCACUUCAGAGUUGUGAAAUCUGUCAAGAACAAUUUGAACAGCACUGGCAUGGAGAGGAAGAAGAAUGGAACUUAAAAAAUGCUAUUGGAUUAGACGGAAAGAUUUACCAUCCAUCGUGUUAUGCAGGUGACCAAAAUACAUCUUCUUUUGCUUGUACACCAUCUGCCAUCAAGAUGCCAGUUGAAAACCCUUCGAACAUUAUGUUGAACACUGUCAAAAACGAAUUGCAAGAACCCUGUGAAAGUCCCCAAGUUAAGGAAGAGCAAACAGAUGCCCCACCAGCCUGUGCAGAAUAA
Molecule: messenger RNA, 2721 nt
Organism: Peromyscus maniculatus bairdii (prairie deer mouse)
Lineage: Eukaryota; Metazoa; Chordata; Mammalia; Rodentia; Cricetidae
Source: RefSeq, a predicted model, not a curated record